AAUUGAUGAUUUGGAUUUCUAAUUGGAAUGUGCCGGCAGUUGUUUAUAAACAUUCAGAAGAUCUGAAGUUGCGUUCUCGCUCGAAGUAGCAGUAUUGAAAAACUGUAUGCUCUUAUAAUGCUCAAAUAUGGCUUUUACAAACAUAAAAACGGAACCAUUGGAUUUUGAUGACAAACCCCACAUUUGUCGACUAUGCUUAAGCGAAGAAUCACUAGAAAACGUAUUCGAGGCAGAGGGUAUUCAACAAUGGAUUUCUGAUUUCUUAUCAAUCAUGAUAACAACCGAAGAUCGCAUGAGUCAAUCUAUCUGCGCUAUAUGUCGAAUACGGUUGGCCGAUUUUCACGACUUCCGGGAACGGUGCCAUAAAGUGCAAAGCUUACUGAUAGCUGAGAUUCCUGAACGCAGACAGGAUUCUGAUCUGGCAAACCCGUUGCCACCAAGCACUCCAUCGAUUCAAUGCCAAGUUUGCCAUAAGGUGUUCACAACUAAGCGACAACGGAAGGAUCACAUGAGGAACCAUAACAGUGAGCAUAUAUGCAAACGGUGUGGACAAUGUUUUGUGAAACGCAGAGACCUGGAAAAGCACAGAAAGACUCAUAAAAUUGAAACACGUGAAAAACAGGAAAAUCUAAAGUCGAAUGAAAGAGAACUCACGGUGGUACAAGUUCGACAAACAAAUACCGAGCCUCUUGAGGAGGUGCACUAUCUGGGUGCUGCUCCCCACAACACAACGGACGGAAACGAGCAACAAUUUGGCGUGAAGGACAUAAUUGUCGUGGAAGAAGUUAAACUCGAAGUACACGGUGAUGAUGGAGGAGUUCCAUGUGAACUUGAUGAAACAUCUGCUUUAUCUGAGAUUGAUAAGAAUCAGUUGCUCAACCAAAGCAGCAUUACUACUGAAGAGAUUAUUAUUGCUACUUCUGUGCAAAAUCAGAAAGAUGUUCAGAAGAAUGUUCAGCAGAAAGAUAUUGUGGAUAGUGGCGAAAAUUCGAGUAUGACUGAGGAAGCUGAUGCAAAUCAUGGAAACUCUACUACUAGUACUUCCAACCACAUACAAGAAUCUGAUGGCGCGAAACAAUUUCAGUGUGACGUAUGCAAUAAAGUUUUUCCGGUCAAGAAAAAAUUACUGGAUCACAAACGUCAGACACAUGGGCCGAAGAACUUUUCAUGCCCCAUUUGUGAUAAAGCAUUCCGAUUGCAGUAUCUUAUGGAAAACCAUAAGCUAACACAUCAACCAAAGACCAGACCAUUUGAAUGCGAUGAAUGCCAUUGUACAUUUACUGGUAGUUUUUCCUUGCAAAAACACAAAAAAUAUAAACAUGGCCCGAAAAAAUACAAGUGCGACAUUUGUGGCCUUCAGUUCUCGUCACGCUCAGCGUUGCAAUUUCACAUGCAGCGUCAUACACGUGACUCCGACAAAAAGGAAGAACUGCCUCAGAAAGAAACAAUUGUAGAUGGAAAAGUAACGAAUAAUGAAACAGUGGAGGCUUCCGAUCCAAACUCCGCAGAAAUCGCCCAACCAAAAAACAAAGAUGACGACGGAAGUACCGUGUGUAGUAUGUGCGACAAGGUUUUCCAAAAUCUUCAAGGAUAUUUGAUGCAUUUCAAAGAUGCACAUAAGAAGAAACGCACGUGCGUCUUGUGUAAUGUGAUAUUUGUAUCCAACCAACGAUUUGUGAAUCAUUUGUUAACAGAACACAUGAAGGAAGAUGCAGAACAGAAAGAAGGCGAUGUUUCCGGUAACUUAUGGAAUAUCGUUCAGUCUGCAGAGGAUCGUAAGAAGAUUGACAAGCAAGCUUUAAGCAAGCGCAAUUUGGAUUCAGAACCGAUCUCGGCAGCUGAGUGUGAGCAAUGCCGCAAGCGAUUCAUUAACAUGAAAUGCCUGGACAGUCACAUCAGGAACGUUCAUCACCCCAAGAGAUAUUCUUGUUCCACCUGUGGCAAGGGAUUUCUUGCGAAGCGACCCCUUCUCAGACAUCAGGAAACUCAUAAAAAUGACAAUAUAUCGCUAGAGUGCGAAAAAUGCAACAAAGUUUUUCCAACUUGGAGAAAAAAAUCUCAGCACAUGCGGCACCAUGUUCCGAUGAGACAUAGAUGCAAAUAUUGCCAGGAGCGAUUUGCAAAACGGUUACAGCUUUUGAAACAUUAUGACACUCAUCAUGCAAAAGGUGACACCAUCCAAGCAGGAUCCCAAGAAGCAACUCCGGCAAGUCUUCCAGAUAAUGAACUAGAAGGGGAAACUAAACGGCUAUCACCGGAAAAUUUAAUCGAGGAUAAUCAGAAAUUAACUGAAAGUGAUGAAUGUCAAGAAACCAUCGAAAAGAAGCCCAAACGUCAGAAGAUAAGACAUCGGAAAAAUGCCGGAUUCAAAGAAGAUUCCCAAUCUCAUGAGAGCUUAAAACAAAUUGUGUCGAACGAAGAACAAGACGCUCCCGAAGAUCCCGUUCUACUGUUUGAAGCAGAACAGUUCAAGAUUGAGCAACAAAGAAUUGUACGCCCUCGUAACGCGAAAAAUAUGGCCUCUACGGACACCCAAACCGAGCCAAUGGAUAUUGACGACAAACUACAAACCUGUCGGCUUUGCUUAAGCGACGAAACGCUUAGAAAUGUAUUUGAAGAAAAGGAUCUUCAUCAAUGGAUUUGCGAUUCUUUGUCGAUUUUGAUAACAACCGAGGAUGGUAUGAGUCAAUCUGUGUGCGCUGUAUGUCGAAUACGGUUAACCGAUUUUCACUAUUACCGGAAGCGAUGCCAUAGAGUGCAAAGCAUACUGCAAGCUACGAUUCCGGAACAGAGAAAAGAUUCUGAACUGGCAAGCGCUCCACCGAUUUGCCAUGAAGUGCAGAGCGCUCUAAUUGCCGAGAUUCCGGAACAGAGAAAGGAUUCCAAGCAGACAAACCCGUUAACACGAUACGCAAAAUCAAGCGCUCGACCAUUCCAAUGCCAAAUCUGCCAUAAGGUGUAUAAACUUAAGCGACAUCUAAAUGACCACAUGCGGUACCACAGGCCUAAGAAUAUAUGCAAAUGGUGUGGAAGAACUUAUGCGGAACGGAGACGUCUGGAGAGGCACAUAAAGAAGUACCAUACAACAUGUGAGGACCAGGAAAAUUUUAAGUCGGAUGAAGAAGAGCUCACGGAAGUGGAAGUUCAAGAAAUUAAAACGGAGCCUCUUGAGGGGGUAGAGCACUGCAUAACUGAGAUACAGGAACAACAAAUUGAGAAAAGUGUUGCUUCAGGGCAUAUUGAGUGUUUUGCAAGUACUAGUAACGACUAUUCAGCUAGCUUUGAGCAUGGUGCUGAAAAUAUAUCGUUUGUGCACGAUCUGGGUGUUCGUCUCUGCAACACAACGGAAGAGAAGGAAACACAAAUUGCUAUAGAGGAUAUUGUCGUGGAAGAAGUUAAACUCGAAGUUCCUUGUGAAUUUGAUGAACCACCACCUGUUUUAACUGAGAUUGAUGCAAAUGAGUUGGUCGACCGGAAUACAAGCAUUCAGGAGAAAGUUCAAAAUAUUCAGAAGAUAAUUGAGUGUGAAGAUAAAGAAGUUCAGUGCGGAAAAUGUGGGAAGACUUACACAUCCGAGCGUUUACUCUAUUAUCACAACGCGAAUGUGCAUAGGCCAAAAAACUAUGCGUGCCUUACGUGCGGGAGACGAUUUCAUUCAAAAAGAGAUUUGCGCAUACAUUUUCGGACCAAAAAACAUUUGAAAAAGAAAAAAGAAAUGAAUGAUGCUGGAAUUGCGAAUAUUGUCACGGAGCAAAAUAAAACAGACAUCGAACCCGAUGAUGACUUCGAAAUGAGCAAUAGCACUGGUUCAGUAGCAGAUACCCGAAGUGAUACAUUUGAAUCGCAGAGGCAAUCAAUAAACACCGAGUCAAUCCAACCAGAAACAUCGGAUGAAAUGAAACAGCAGCCAAACGGUAUUUCUGAUGGCACUCUCAGUUUCGAACAACAUGGCUCUGCUGAAAACAAUGGAAGAUAUGCAUGUGCAAAAUGUAAUCGUUCAUUCAGUCGAGAGUGCCAAUUCAAAAAGCAUAUGAAAACUCACGACGAGAAAACAAUCGAUACAGAUGAUGGAAAUUCGAGUAUGACUGAGGAAGAUGAUGCAGAUAGUAGGAAACCUUUUCCUAGUAUUUUUAAUUACAUACAAGGACCUGACAGUGAGCAACUAUUGCAGUGUGAGUUAUGCGAUAUGGUAUUUCCUCCGGUUAGGAAGAAAUUACUGGCUCACAAACGACAGGCACAUGGGCCGAAGACAUUUUCAUGUCCCAUUUGCUAUAAGCCUUUUAGGUUAAGGGAUUCCAUGGAAAAACACAAGCUAAAACAUGGCAAACGUGGAACAACUGAAGAAAACAUCAGUGUUGCCAAACCAUUUGAAUGCGAUGUGUGUCAUAAAAAGUUCUCUCUUUGGAAAACCGUAUUGAAUCACAGAAAAUAUGUCCACGGUCUUACUAAGUCAGAUGAUGAAGAGCUCACGGAAGUGGAAGUUCAAGAAAUUGAAAGGGAGCCUCUUGAGGGGGUAGAGGACAGCAUAACUGAGAUGCAGGAACAACAAAUUGAGAAAAGUGUUGCUUCAGGGCAUAUUAAGUGUUUUGCAAACAUCAGUGAUGAAAAUUUGCCUAGCUUGGAAUCUGGUGCUGAAAAAACAUCGUUUGUGCACGAUAUGGACGUUGGUCUCUGCAACACAACGGAAGAGGAGGAGACACAAAUUGAUACAGAGGAUAUUGCCGUGGAAGAAGUCAAAGACGAAGUUCCUUGUGAACUUGAUGAACCACCUCCUGUUUUGUCUGAGAUUGAUAAAAAUGAGUUGGUCGACCGGAAUGUGCCGUUUUCAAAAGAGAAUUCUGUAGCUACUUUUACAAACACUCAGGAGGGCGUUCAGGAGAAUAUACAGAAGAUGAUCAAGAUGAUGUCAAGAUGUCAAGAUAAAGAAGUACAGUGCGGAAAAUGUGGGAAGAUGUAUAAGUCCGAACGUUUACUCUAUUGUCACAACGCGAAUGUGCAUGGACCAAAAAAAUAUGCGUGCUUUAUUUGCGGGGUUCGAUAUCUUGCAGAAAGAGAUUUGCGCAUACACUUUCGAACUAAAAAACAUUUGAACAAGAAAAAAGAAAUGAAUGAUACAGGAACUAUGAAUAUUGUCACGGAGCAAAAUAAAACAGACAUCGAACCCGAUGAUGACUUCGAAAUGAGGGAUAUUGUCAGCAAUAGCGCUGGUUCACUAGCAGAUACCCGAAGUGAUACAUUUGAAUCGCAGAGGCAAUCAAUAAACACCGAGUCACUCCAGUCAGAAACAUCGGAUGAAUUGGAACAGCAGCCAAGCGGUGAUUCUGAUGACACUCUCAGUUUCGAACAACAUGGCUCAGCUGAAAACAAUGGAAGAUAUGCCUGUGCAAAAUGUAAUCGUUCAUUCAGUCGAGAGUGCCAAUUCAAAAAGCAUAUGAAAGCUCACGACGAGAAAACAACCGAUGCAGAUGAUGGGAAUUCGAGUAUGACUGAGGAAGAUGAUGCAGAUAGUAGGAAACCUUUUCCUAGUAUUUUUAAUUACAUACAAGGACCUGACAGUGAGCAACUGUUGCAGUGCGAGUUAUGCGAUAUGGUAUUUCCUCCGGUUAGGAAGAAAUUACUGGCUCACAAACGACAGGCACAUGGGCCGAAGGCAUUUUCAUGUCCCAUUUGCUAUAAGCCUUUUAGGUUGAGGGAUUCCAUGGAAAAACACAAGCUAAAACAUGGCAAACGUGGAACAAAAGAAGAAAACAUUAGUGUUGCCAAACCAUUCGAAUGCGAUGUGUGUCAUAAAAAGUUCUCUCUUAGGAAAACCGUAUUACAUCACAAAAAAUAUGUCCACGGUCCAAAAAUGCACGAGUGUGAUAUUUGUGGAUUUCGGGCUUCUUUACGUUCAUCAUUGGAUUUGCAUUUGCAACGGCAUGCACGCCAUGACGAUAGAAAGGAAGACUUUUUGCGAACCCAUGGAAAGCCUCAGGAAGAGAAACAUGAUGAAGUAACGAAUAGCGAAUCAGUGGAGUCUUCCAAUCGAAACGGUCCACCAAAAAGAGAUGUACGAACUAUCUGUAGGAGGUGUGACAAGGUUUUCUAUGAUCUGCAAGCGUUUUGGACGCAUCAUAAAACUGCACAUAAGAAGAAACUGAAGUGCGCCUUGUGUAACGUGGAGUUUGCACACAAGAAGCGAUUGGUGAAUCAUAUGUUGUCAAAACACAAGAAAAACGAUGGAAGCUAUCAACCGCUGAAAUGCGAUCAAUGUGACAAAGUAUUUUCAAGAACGAGCCAACUUACGGCGCACAAGGUAGUCCACAGACCAAAAAUUCAUAGCUGCAAUCUUUGCUCCAGAAGUUUUUCAAGACCACAACAUUUAAAAUCUCACAUCGAAUGUCAUGCAUUUGUGGGCGACGAUUUUAUCUUUCCCGCUAGCACCGGAGAAGGUUAUGAAUGUGAAAUUUGCCACAAGGUGUUGCAACUCAAAAAACACAUGAAGGGUCACAUCCGCAGAGUACAUGGAUCAGAACUGCACAAGUGUUCCAUUUGCAAUAGACUUCUCAGGACACGUGAUGAACUGGAGAUUCACUCGAAAGGUCAUGACAAUGCAGCAGAACAGAAGGUAGGAGAAUUUGCAGGUAAUUCAGAAGCUCAAGAAAGCUCCCAAAAAGAAACUCCGGCUGGUCUUCCGGAUAAUGGUCAAGCUAAACGGUUAUCGCCGGAAAAGUACAUCGAGGAUGAACGGGAAGACGAGUUCUUCGAAAGCGAAGAUAGUGAAAGUGAAAAGAAGCCCAAACGUCAGAAGUUGCGGAGACAUACGAAAAGAUCGAGCAGAGCGAUUCAUACGUGCUCGGUGUGCAGCCUUCAGUUUACCUCCAAAAAGAAACUUGAGCAACACAUCAAGACAAGUCAUCAGGAAGGUGCCGGAGUCGAAGAAGAAUCCCAAUCUCACGUGAAUUCCAUAUCAAGCUUAGAUCAAACUGUGUCCAUUGUAGCUCAAGAGGUGAAUGUUACUGACACACCCGAAGGUCCCGUUCUUUUGUUUCAAGCAGAACAGUUCAAGAUUGAGCCGGAGUGAUACGUACAAGAAAUGGCAGGUAUCAUUGGUCAAUCUCCAAUAAAAUUAAUCUUUCAACUUCAA
Aedes albopictus (Asian tiger mosquito) is the source of this 7126-nucleotide messenger RNA. RefSeq names its product zinc finger protein 646. Gene Ontology annotation, cellular component: nucleus. The record is from RefSeq and is a predicted model, not a curated record. Gene Ontology annotation, molecular function: zinc ion binding; DNA-binding transcription factor activity, RNA polymerase II-specific; RNA polymerase II cis-regulatory region sequence-specific DNA binding. The coding region runs from base 128 to 7063 and encodes 2311 amino acids. The transcript is spliced from 24 exons. NCBI's taxonomy places the organism in Eukaryota, Metazoa, Arthropoda, Insecta, Diptera, Culicidae. Gene Ontology annotation, biological process: regulation of DNA-templated transcription.